This is a messenger RNA of Girardinichthys multiradiatus, 2006 nucleotides long. Its product is annotated as transmembrane protein 184C-like. The record is from RefSeq and is a predicted model, not a curated record. Gene Ontology annotation, molecular function: transporter activity. Lineage: Eukaryota; Metazoa; Chordata; Actinopteri; Cyprinodontiformes; Goodeidae. The coding region runs from base 368 to 1687 and encodes 439 amino acids. Gene Ontology annotation, biological process: transport. The transcript has 13 exons.
CCUCCACCCACCAUGUGACUGAUGGGCAGAUCGGAGCUGCCUCUGCUUCCUCCCGGUGACGUCGGGCCGUAAAGGCGGCAGACAGGAGCGGACCAGCGGGGCAGCUGCUGAGCGGUUCUGCGGACCUGACGGCCGUUGUGUGGAUUUAUCGAUCACUGAUCAGAGAAGGGCUUAUUGACGGAACCUGAAGCGUCGGUUUAGCGGUUUACGGUGUCUGAUGGAGGAGGGAUGCGUUGCCUAGAAACAGAGACAGGACUGAGGGUGGAAACAGGCCGAGCGUCACUGCGAUCGGCCAGACUUUAGUCUCCAGGCUUUGUGAAGCUGUAGGAUGAACCUGUAAGUCUACACUCAGGGUGAAGCAGCCACCAUGCCGUGUACCUGUGCAGAGUGGAGGAGAUGGAUCCGUCCCCUGGUUCUGGUUCUGUACGCACUUCUGCUUGUGGCCGUGGUGCCUCUGUGUGUUUGGGAGCUCCAGAAGGACAAGGUUGGGACUCACAGUAAAGCCUGGUUCAUAGCCGGCGUGUUCGUGUUCCUCACAAUCCCCAUUUCACUGUGGGGGAUCCUGCAGCAUAUGGUGCACUACACCCAGCCUGAGCUGCAGAAACCUAUCAUCAGGAUUCUGUGGAUGGUACCGAUCUACAGCUUGGACAGUUGGCUGGGCCUGCGGUACCCCAGCCUGGCCAUCUAUGUGGACACAUGCAGGGAGUGCUACGAGGCCUAUGUUAUCUACAACUUCCUGGUGUUCCUGCUCAACUUCCUGAGCAACCAGUACCCAAGCCUGGUGCUCAUGCUGGAGGUGCAGCAGCAGCAGCCGCACCUGCCACCGCUGUGCUGCUGCCCGCCGUGGCCGAUGGGAGAGGUGCUGCUGUUCAGGUGCAAGCUGGGAGUCCUUCAGUACACUGUGGUCCGACCUGUCACUACAGUUAUAGCACUCAUCUGCCAGCUCUGUGGAGUUUAUGAUGAAGCCAAUUUCAGCUUCAGAAACGCCUGGUCCUACCUGGUUAUAGUCAACAACAUAUCACAGCUGUUUGCCAUGUACUGCCUGGUUCUGCUUUAUCGAGCCCUCAAAGAUGAGCUGACUCCCAUCAGGCCCGUGGGAAAAUUCCUCUGCGUCAAACUGGUGGUGUUUGUCUCAUUCUGGCAAGCAGUUUUUAUAGCCUUCCUGGUGAAAGUAGGUGUGAUCUCUGACAAACACACCUGGGACUGGGACAGUGUGGAGGCUGUAGCUACUGGACUGCAGGACUUCAUCAUCUGCAUAGAGAUGUUCCUGGCUGCUAUCGCUCACCACUACACCUUUACCUACAAACCCUAUGUUCAGGAAGCAGAGGAGGGAUCAUGUUUUGACAGUUUUCUGGCCAUGUGGGAUUUCUCCGACAUCCGAGCUGACGUCACGGAGCAGGUCCGCAAUGUUGGUCGUACUUUCCUGGGACGUCCCAACAAGAUGUACUUUGGAGCAGCAGCUCGACCAGAGCACACUGAGCACACUGGCCUGCUGAACUCCACCUCCCAGGAUCCCGUUGUUGGAGCAGCAACGUCUAUGCCCUCCUCCCCUUCCUCAGUCGGGCGGUACCAAGGUUUCGGCCACACGCCCGCCUCUCACUCAAUCUCUGCCCCUGCAGGUUUCACAUCUUCGUCCUGGGAGGACGUCAGCGACUGUACUCCUCCUCAGCCGGGAAUCGGACAAUAAACAAGUGAAAACAAUGUCAGAAAUGGCAGUAAACUCUGCAAAUUUAUGAUAGAAAACUAAAAAAGUGAACAGAAGAAGAGAAUGCACUCUGAUGUCAAAGCCAUGUUUGGUCAGGAACUGGUAUAAUUUUAAAGGAUGGUCAGAUGUUAAUGUUUAAAAUCUGUAUUUUGCUGUCAGAUGGUGUAGUUUUGAUAAAUGUGUCUGAUGGAGUGAAAAAGGGAAGCCGGUUGUUGUCUUGGUUUUGUGCUGUUGAAGUGCCCUUCAGAAAGCUUUAACUGUGUGUCCCAACUCACAAUAAAAUUAAAACUGGCACUGCAAA